Molecule: messenger RNA, 2181 nt
Organism: Biomphalaria glabrata
Lineage: Eukaryota; Metazoa; Mollusca; Gastropoda; Planorbidae
Product: FMRFamide receptor-like
Exons: 2
Coding region: 1147-2181 (344 amino acids)
Biological process (GO): G protein-coupled receptor signaling pathway
Cellular component (GO): membrane
Molecular function (GO): G protein-coupled receptor activity
Source: RefSeq, a predicted model, not a curated record
GUGCACCUUGUAAUUUUAUCAUUUACUCGCACUCGUAAUCGUUAUUAUUACUUAGACAUUUGCAUUGGCAUCGUAAGUAUUUGUUUAGACAAUCCUGCCUACUCUUGAUGCUCGCAAAUAUAAAACGACUCUCUGCUAGCAAUUCAUUUUUUAUUUCGUCUGGUCUCGACAUCGAAGAUCACAAAACAAUUCCAGAAAAUAAUGCUAAUUUAAUUCAACUCUUAAUACUUCUUGUGUGCAUUUAGCUAUGAUUGAGAAAAAUGGCGCAGAUUGAAUCUCCUUUCGUGUUUUUGCUAAAAUUGCAUUGCCCAACAGGCUAUUAUCUCGUUUUGAAUCUGUGGAUCGAUGUAAAGGGUUGUGUUAUUUUCCAAGACAGUGUCGUUGUUAAUUGUUUCACCAACUCAACGAUACUCUUUGCGAUGAUCACUAAAUGAAAGGUUGUUACACUCUAAAGUUAAAACUAACAUUCACUAUGGGAUGAAUUACUUUCAGUCAGUAAUUGUUUCAACUUAUUCAAUGUGCUCCUUGUUUGCAGCAUCCAACUUUCUCAGUCGUUCAUGUUGACUGUAUGUUUGGCAAGCUUGUUAAUGAAGUUAAGUAGUUAGUACGCCUAUUUUGUUUAUAAUACGGUUGAAAAAACAAUUGUUGCUAUGUCAGGGUAUAAACUCGAGACCAUCGAAACCAUCCGCAAGAACUUUCCAGUACAUAUCCCAGACGACAAAGCAGCCAUUCAAGUGAAAGACAUCGUUCUAUCUUAAAUAUUUAUGUUAUAAACCUCAUCUCAAAUUUAGUCACAAAAAGUAGCUAAAAAGUCAUCUUUAACGUUUCUAUAAGUAACGGAGUAGGAUGUUUCUUUUAUUAGUGUUAAAUAUCAUUUAAGUCUAAAUCUAGCUAUCUGGUAACAAAAAAAAAAUCUUCCUUAAAAAAAAAAAAGCAAAAAAAAAAAAAAAAAGGUAAUACUCUCAAAAGAUUUAAUGACCAGAGGGAAAAACAAACAAAAGAAUGAAAGGGACCUAACCCGUCACCACCAGCGUCACGUCACCACUUUACAAUCAACCUGAUGAAAGCAGUUCCUUACAAUGAAAACACAGGGUAUUAAAAUUUGCUAACUAAAGUUUCUGUUUGAAUGCAGAUAACUUCAACAAAAUGUCUAAUGGAACACAUAUCACAUCGAAUCAAACGCUAAAAGCUACAGAUGAUAGUUUUGAUGUUAGCGAUGAAGUAUAUUACCUUUUGCUUUUUGUCACUAAUGCUAUUAUAGCAAACAUUUUGUCUCUCAUAGGAAUCUUGGGAAGUAUACUGAAUGUAAUAAUUUUAUCUCAUCAUAAAAUGCAGGAUACAACUAAUGUGAUUUUGUUGGCCAUUUCGGUUUGUGAUCUCAUUUAUUCUAUUACACAAAUAUCUUUUAAUUUUUACCAAUUUGCAAGAUCUUUUAUAAAUGUGUACAUCUUUCAAUGGGCUACAGUAAUAAACUUACUUAUUUUUGACCGAAUCAAUUAUAUUGCUCUCAUUGUUAGUAUACAUUUAGUGACUUUAGUUUCUAUUGAAAGAAUGGUCGCUGUCUGUUUUCCAUUCCAUGUUUCAAGAGUUUUUACACUAUAUCGUAUGAAAUGCAUUAUCAUUAGUAUAGUUUGUUGUAAUAUUGUUUUGAGAAUUCCAUUUUAUUUUAAAUUUGAGAUGUAUUUUGAUGAAUACAAAAACGUAACCAUGCCAUUUCUAAGAUUUGGAGAUUUAUUUUUUCAAAAUAUCACUUUCUUCAAUACCUACUCCAGAAUAUCAGCUCUAUUUCUUUAUUCGAUACUUCCUUUUUUUGUUAUUUUCAUAUGUACAUUUGCCACUAUAUUUCAUAUCUCUAUAACAUCUAAAACUAAUAAAGCUUUGUCUUCAAUGGAAGCUAUCGCUAAGCGUAAGAAAGAAAUGAAAUCUGUGAAGAUAGUUUUAAUCAUUUGUGUUUUCCUUAUGUUUUUUAUUUUAAUUCCAUUAUUCGUGCAACAGGUACUUUUUGUAUUUGCAUUAGUUAUAUCUCAAAAGCUGUCAUUGAUAACAUUUUGGAUCGUCAAUAUACUUGUUCAGUUAAACUCUUCAUUUAAUUUUGUUAUUUACGUGACAGGUAGUCCAAAAUUUAAAAGAACUUUAAUGAAAAUUUUUUAUUCAAAAAGAUUGUUAAAAGAGCAAAGUUAA